Messenger RNA from Aphidius gifuensis, 2645 nucleotides. RefSeq names its product acid sphingomyelinase-like phosphodiesterase 3a. Gene Ontology annotation, molecular function: hydrolase activity. The transcript is spliced from 10 exons. Lineage: Eukaryota; Metazoa; Arthropoda; Insecta; Hymenoptera; Braconidae. The record is from RefSeq and is a predicted model, not a curated record. Bases 746 to 2314 code for a protein of 522 amino acids.
GUAUGGAGUGUUGAAAUAUCUCAGUGUUUGACUUGUGUGAGCCGCGACAAGAUCAACGUUAUUCAAUGAUAAUUCAAAUAAUCACAUUUACAUAAUACUGUAGUGUUGUUUCAGUUGUAAAUGUUUAAUUAAGUGUCCUUGAUAAUCAGUGUUAAAUUAAAAAUUAUUUAUAAAAAAUAAAAAUACAAGGAUAUAAUAAUAUGAAAAAAUAUUAAUUAAUAUUUUUCACGUUUUAAGAAUUCUAGCUGAUGAAUUGCAUGACUAAAAUGUGCACAUCACGUGUGUAAAAAAAAUCAUCAUUAUUUUUGACCCAUGUUGUGAUAAAAAGAUUAAAAUAAAAAGUUGUUGUUAUUAUUAACAAAGACUGGAUUUUAUAAUAACACUUUUUAAUUAACUUUUUUAUUUUUUUUUUAUUGUAAAAAAGUUUUGUCUUGUUUCGUCGAUUUUUUUUUUGUUAUUAAUUAAGAUGUUGUAAUUUUUUUUUCUAUAUUUAUGUUCGGUUGGUUGAACUUCCAGUUGAAUAAGUUUUUCGUGUAAUAUCAGUGUUAUAUGUAUGGUACAAAUCUGGCAAAUAAGAAGCUGGUUUGAAGAGGGUUAUAAAGUAAAAAAAAAAAAAAAAAAAAAAGUAAAUAAAAAAAUGCAUAGAGGCAUGAAUAAGGUGGAGCUGUAAUUUUAUUCGUUGGUGAAGUUAAGAAAAAAAAAAAAAUAAAGAAACAAAACAAAGUGGUAAAAAAAGUGGCUUCAAAUGUGUCCAUGUCAACUCAAGAUGAUGAUACGCGUCUACCUAGUACUACUCAGCUCAUAUUUGGUUCAUGGAAAAAUUGGUUACUUCUGGCACAUUACCGACAUUCAUUAUGAUCCAAAAUAUUCGUCCCAGGGAAACACAGGGAGCAUAUGCUGGAAUACAAGAACAAAUGUGGAUAAUGGACGAGUAAGGCCAGACAGAAGAGUUGGUGGCAUUUAUGGAAACUACAGCUGUGACUCACCAUGGGCAUUAAUAGAAUCAGCCGUGCAAGCUAUGAAAUCAAAACAAGGAGAAGGAAUAGAAUUUGUAUUAUGGACGGGUGAUGCCUUAACACAUGCUGCUGAAAUGAGUGAAGAAUUACGUUUACAAUCUUUGCAAAAUCUAACAGAUCUAUUGUCUCAUACAUUCACCAGUCAAUUUGUUUUUCCUGCAUUAGGACAUGAGGAUGUCAGUUUAAAUUUUGCACAAACAUCAAGAAUGUGGAAACAUUGGCUUCCUAAUGAGGCACUUCAAACUUUUGAUAAAUCUGGUUUUUAUACGUUUGAACAAAAAUCAAAAAAAUAUAGAAUAAUAUUUCUCAACACAAAUUUGUGGCUUGAUGUGGGAACAGGUGUUGACAAUCGUGUUCAACAUAAUCACGGACAGUAUUAUCAGUAUCAGUAUCAGUAUCAGUAUCAAAAUCAGUAUAGCCAACAAAAUCAACAUCAACAACAACAACAGCAACAGCAGCAACAACAACAACAACAGCAUCGCACAGGUGGUACAAGUAGUACUGACGAUAACUCCAAUGAUCCACACAAUCAGUGGAGCUGGUUUGAAUCUAUUCUACGAGCUGCACGAGGUAAAAGAGAAACAGUUUAUGUUGUUGGACAUACACCACCAGGAGUUGAUGAGCGAGCAAGUGGAGCUAGACAGCUAAAAGAUUAUCAUAAUAAAAAAUAUCUUAAAUUAAUACGACAAUAUGCUGAUAUUAUUGGUGGUCAAUUUUUUGGACACUGGCAUUCAGAUACUUUUCGUACAAUUUACAGUGACUCUGGAGUUCCUGUUUCGUGGAUGAUGAUUGCACCUAGUAUAACACCUGGUCGUCCAAAUAGCCCCAAUAAUCCUGGGCUUAGAUUGUACAAGUUUGAAACUAGCACGGGACAAAUAUUAGAUUAUACACAGUAUUAUCUUGAUCUACCAAAAGCAAAUUCUAUUGGUCGUGCCAACUGGGUCGUUGAAUACUCACUACUUGAUUAUUAUGAUUUAAAAGAAAUAACUGCCCGAAGCCUUCAUGAUCUUGCUGACAGAUUUACCCAGACAACUGACAAUGCUUUUGUCAGAUAUUACGCAGCAAAUACUGUUUCACUGCCUCGAGAAGUUGAAGAAAUAUGGGGAUGUGGUGGUGCAUUGAAUGGUGCUUGCGCUCUUCAACAUUAUUGCGCAGUGACGCGUGUUAAUCCUGAUUCAUACAACAAUUGUCUGUCAUCAUAUGCAUAUGCUCUUGCAGCAGCAUGUUCACCAUCACCGCGUUUCUACAUUGCCCUACAUGUUCUUACUAUAUUCAGUUGUCUACUUCGUAUUCGGUAGACUAUAGAGAGUAUCAGAAUAUAUUUAAUCAUAUACCUCUCUGUCUUCGUCUUCAACAGCUUCAUAUUGCUGAAAGUUAAGUCGUAUUACGGAUCAAUGAUAUAAUAUGAAUACAUAUUUUUCAUCUUUUAUUUUAUAUCUAUAUAUACAUAUAACUAUAUUUAUAUUUACACAUACAUAUAUAUGUUUUAUUAUUUUUUUUUUUUACAUUUAUUUUUUUAUUCACAUCUUUUGUGCUUUUUUUUUUUUACUUGGAUAAAAUCAACGUUUUUCCGUCAAUGCAAGUCAACUUUUUGUUAUUUAAUAAUGAUGACAUUUGGUUACCGUGCAA